AUUCUUUGACUUCUAUUUUUUCUUUUUGAUGACAAGGGAAUCUGCUACUGCUACCCCUCGGGUGCGCACAUUGUAAACCCGCUUCAGAGUAAUGGCCUGCGAACCUCAAAGGAGAGGUAAACUGCACUAAGAAAGCCCCGUGCGAUGAGCUCAACCGAGAAAGCAUGCAGGGGUUUUGAACUUGAGACUCUCCAUUAUAGAGAUCCCUGCUCAACCAAUCCGGCCACCCUUCCGGGUUAAUCCUUUGACUUCUAUAUAUGUUCCCAAGGAUUCAAACAGCAUGCAGGGGGUUGUUUUGAACUUGGUAGCCAGACUUCACAUUAAAAAGCUUUCCAUGCAUAUAAAUAUAGUUGCUCUUUCUUUUUGGACAUGAUAUUGCGACAUGUAAUCCUUUAGUAUUGCAUUGGAAGUAUAAAUGGUUUAGUUUACACCUCUUGUUAGGUUGUGACCACAGCUAAUUUGAGGAAUUAACUAUUUCUUGUAAGUUUCUCUAACCAACAAUUUACAAUUACAAAUCAGAUUAUAAGCAUGCUUAUCUUUUCUCUCUUGUGAGUGGAUGAUUUAAAAUUGGGACAAGGUAUUAAACUACUGUGCUUUAUUGAACUAAGAAUCAGAAUUCCACUUCAGUAGAAUAAAAUUCUAUGAUAGCCCUAUGUUCCAACUUAGGGCAACCUUUAAGACAUGCAUUGUUUAAUGGCCUCAACUCGUAAAGACCAAAUGUUGGCGGUAUGCACAGUUCAAGAUGAGAGGAGUUUGCCUGCAAGCUUUGCCUCAUUUUUAGGGCUUUGUGGAAAGGUGCUCAUGGGAGUCUUCUUUGGGAAUCUCAUGUUCCUUGGUGUAAUUCUAUUUGGUACAAGGAGAUUUUUGAAUGCAAAAAUAGGAGAUUCAAGGCAGAACUUCCAGCCAUCUUCAUCUGCUGCCAAGCAAGGAUCUAUAGCGGGGCCGAAGGGGAAAAAGCAUAAAUCUGUAAAUCGGAUGUGCUUAAGAACCUUGGAAGCUUGCAUACCCAUCAGUCUAUUGUUCUGAUAUUUUCUUGCUGUAUGUAUCUUCAUAGGUGCUUUUGUAUACUGUCUUUAAUCUUGAGCCGGGGGUUUAUCGGAAACAGCCUCUUUACCUCUUUAGA
Messenger RNA from Capsicum annuum, 1123 nucleotides. RefSeq lists its product as uncharacterized. NCBI's taxonomy places the organism in Eukaryota, Viridiplantae, Streptophyta, Magnoliopsida, Solanales, Solanaceae. Bases 682 to 1026 code for a protein of 114 amino acids. The record is from RefSeq and is a predicted model, not a curated record. The transcript is spliced from 3 exons.